Molecule: messenger RNA, 2135 nt
Organism: Octopus bimaculoides (California two-spot octopus)
Lineage: Eukaryota; Metazoa; Mollusca; Cephalopoda; Octopoda; Octopodidae
Product: retinal-binding protein
Cellular component (GO): cytoplasm
Source: RefSeq, a predicted model, not a curated record
AAACUAAUAGGCUGUGGCAUUUUACUCUUAUCGUAUUAAUGCGGAUCAAGCUAUAGACUAUAUAAAUCGUGCCGAAUCGAAUUUGCUUCAAAUAUCCAUUACAUUUUGGAGUAUUUGUUGGCAAGUGAAAAAGAACAAAAAACAUCAAUAAGCCAAAUAUGAGUCUCAGAGAACAGCAUGGCGCUGAAAAACUCAUUGACGAGUACACCCCACCAGAGGUCAUCCAGAAAUACAUGACUGGGGGAGAUAUUGGACACGAUAAAGAAGGUGCAGUCGUCCGAAUUGAGCCAUGGGGCUACUUAGAUAUGAAAGGAAUCAUGUAUUCAUGCAAAAAAUCAGAUUUGGAAAAGAGCAAGCUGCUUCAGUGUGAAAAACAUCUAAAAGACCUGGAAGGUGAAACUGAAAAGCUUGGGAAACCCUGCGCUGGACUGACUGUUGUGUUCGAUAUGCAGAAUGUAGGAUCUAAACACAUGUGGAAACCAGGUUUGGACAUGUACUUAUAUUUAGUCAAAGUGUUGGAAGACAAUUAUCCUGAUAUGAUGAAAAGACUCUUUGUCAUCAAUGCCCCAACACUAUUUCCCGUCUUAUAUAAACUCGUGAAACCGCUUCUCAGUGAAGACAUGAAGAACAAGAUUUUUGUAUUGGGAAAUGACUUUAAAGACACACUGCUGGAAUAUAUUGAAGCGGAGAACCUUCCUGCUUAUUUGGGUGGUACAAAGACCGGUCCUGAUGGAGAUCCCAAAUGUUUAGAUGUGAUUUGCCAUGGUGGUGAAGUACCUAAAGAAUUCUAUUUGGAAAAUACCGAAGACUUCGAAACUAUGGAAACCAUUACUGUUGGAAGUGGUGAUAAGAUUUACAUUGAAUAUGAAAUCGAAAAGGAAGACAGUUUCCUUAAAUGGGAAUACAAAACUGAAGAACACGAUAUCGGAUUUGGAGUUUUUAGAAAGAAUGGUGACGACUGGGAAGAGGUUGUGCCUAUUCAGAGAACUGACUGUUCCAUCAUGACUCUUGAUGGCAGCUACAAAUGCAAAGAUCCCGGAACAUAUGCCCUGUGCUUCGACAAUUCUUUUAGUAUGAUGACUUCAAAGAAUGUCCGUUAUACUGCAGAAGUUAUGAAUCCUGAAAUUGAUGUUUUGAAAGAAGAUCUUGAUAAAAUGAUCAAAGACAGCACUUGGGAUGAACUUUCUGCUCAAAUCAAUUAGAUUAAUAUAUAAAUCUAAACGCACACACUAACAUACAUACAUGCAUACCCAUAUAAACAAAAACCUCGUUGUUAGAUUCAGAGAUAUGUUGAUAGAGAAAUUCAAUUCCAGCAAUGCUCAAAUGAAUAGUAUCAGUAACAACUAGGAGUUGGACAUUAAAAGCAACAUUAACAACGAACUAAUGAGAAGCUAUUUAACGAAAGUCAUAAGAAUUGUCCUGUUCACACGAAUAAAUAUUUGAGUGCAAAUCUUCCUCUAUAGAAUGUUUUAUUGAAAUAUCUAAAGUAAUUUCUAUAACCUUCCGAAAUAUCCUUCUGAAAAAUAGUACAAAACUAUCUAAUGAUAUAUUGAUCUGUAUUUGAAGAUAAAAUUGAUAUUAUGCUUCAGAUAUUUCAGAUUUGUUUCGGCCCGUGGUGGCACAUAUCAACUCUAACUUUAAUCCAUGCCUAUUUUACAUGACAUUUAGAACAUUUUGGAGAACUUAAAGCAAAAUAUCAUGAAUUUAUUUAAAAUACAAAAAUUUCAAUAACGGAAAGAAAUUCCAAUCAUUUGUUGUUGUUUUUUGUUUUUUCUAAUAUUCAAUGGAUCAUUAAAAUUAAUAUAAUAAACUAACACUAUUUUAAUAAUAACGAUAAUAAUAAUAAUUUUUUUCUUUUAUUAGCCACAAGGGUUCACAUACAAAAACAUUAAAUGACAUACAACAACAUAAAAGACAAAAACUGAACGAUACAAUAAUAGUAAGGAUUAUAACGCUAGUGAUCAGUUAUUAGCGACUUCUGAAAAAGUCGACAAAUCUCCUGUUGUUACUAAUACCGAUGUUACUGAUAUCAACUUAUGACAAUUGUUUUAAAUGCUUCCUUUUCGCUAUUAUUCAUUUUUUUAAUGUAUCUUCUAAAUCUUCAUCCUUUCAAAUAAAGAUAGAGCAUAAAUAAA